AAUUGCCCUAUCUCUGGUAAGAUUUCACUUCACAUAUGAUUUCCCUAAAGGAAGACCAAUAUAAGACAAUCCAAACAGAACUGGUUGUGAAAGGAGAUACUGGAAAAUAAUUCAGAAAGUGUUUCUAGGAGCUCUGGUAGCUUUGAAUGCUGCAGAGUGCUGGACUGAACUAACAAUCCAACCUGAGCUGGUGACCUUUGCACUCAGGAUGUGAUUUCAUUUCUACGUUUCAGCAAAUACCCAGGAAUGACCGAUUUGAAGAGUGGCUUUCCAAAUGUUCCAGAAUGUUAUUGCAGUUCUUAGAAAGAAAGGUUUGGGAAGACACCUUAGCUCACAAGUAUUGCAGAGCUGUUAAUAGAAUUCAGCAUGUCUUUUGCACAGCAGAUUUUAUGUACACCAUUUUCAUACUGUUGAGUUUGUGUGAGGAUAAUUUUGAAUUUCCAGAAUAAUGAUUUAUCACGUAAAAUAUAUUCCUGAAGUUUUGUAUAUAUCAGAAUACUCACAUUCAGAUUCCAAGAGUUUUAUGCACUAGUAAAAUGUGUAAGUAGUCUUUAAUAGUAUUUCUAGGAUUAUUAAUAGUUCAUAUUUCAGUGACUUUAAUAUAAACUUAUGUAACAGCUGUAUGAUACUUGUUCUUACUUAUCUGUCCAUUUUUAACAUACGAAGAAUGAGACCUAAUUCUCCUUUUCUGUGGGAGAAGCCAAUUUCCGAAACUUGAAAAAUGAGGACCAGUAUAUUUGAAUGAAGGCUGUCAAGAGGCAUAACUUGACUAAAAUGUGGUUUAUGAAGAUCAUUGAUGAAAGAGAGAAGAAUUUGGAUGACAGGGCAUACCGUAACAUCCAGGAGCUUGAAAAGUAUGCUGAGAACACUCAGAGUGCUCUCUUGUACCUCACCUUGGAAAUGCUGGGUGUGAGGGAUGUCCAUGCUGACCACGCAGCCAGUCACAUCGGGAAAGCACAAGGCAUAGUUACCUGUUUAAGAGCAACUCCGUAUCACUGUACAAGACAAAAGGUCUUUCUUCCCAUGGACGUUUGUAUGUUGCAUGGAGUUUCACAAGAGGAUUUCCUAAGAGGAAAGCAAGAGAAAAAUGUGAGAGAUGUAAUAUAUGACAUUGCCAGCCAGGCCCAUAUUCAUCUAGAACAUGCUAGAUCUUUCAGUAAGAAAGUUCCUGUGAAGGCAUAUCCUGCUUUUUUCUGUACGGUCGCUUUAGAUGAUUAUUUAUGUAAUGUGCGAAAAGUGGACUUCAAUAUAUUUCAUCCAAGCUUACAAAGAAAGAGUGCAUUAUUACCAUUGCAUUUAUAUAUUAGAUCUUGGAAAAAAAUAUAUUAAAGGUUUGGGUUUUUU
Molecule: messenger RNA, 1344 nt
Organism: Pezoporus flaviventris
Lineage: Eukaryota; Metazoa; Chordata; Aves; Psittaciformes; Psittacidae
Gene: NDUFAF6
Product: NADH:ubiquinone oxidoreductase complex assembly factor 6
Exons: 7
Coding region: 742-1329 (195 amino acids)
Biological process (GO): biosynthetic process; mitochondrial respiratory chain complex I assembly
Cellular component (GO): mitochondrion
Source: RefSeq, a predicted model, not a curated record